Molecule: messenger RNA, 2215 nt
Organism: Paecilomyces variotii
Lineage: Eukaryota; Fungi; Ascomycota; Eurotiomycetes; Eurotiales; Thermoascaceae
Product: ATP-dependent Clp protease
Exons: 2
Coding region: 332-2215 (627 amino acids)
Biological process (GO): protein catabolic process; proteolysis
Cellular component (GO): mitochondrial matrix
Molecular function (GO): ATP hydrolysis activity; ATP binding
Source: RefSeq, a predicted model, not a curated record
GGGGGAAUAUAUGGGAAUGUCACUCAGUAAGGAACCACGCAUCGACUUUGUGAGAAGCUGAUUCUGGAGAGAUAAUUAUUACCGAGUGAAGGAAUAGGGAAUUAAUUCUCUAUUAAUAUCAAUAGGGAAGAACUACAUACAUCUGAUAAGCGUCACGUGUUGCGGGGAAAGCUCCGGCUCCGACAUCGCGGCGAUCGACCAUCUCAGUCACAUCCAGCUCUCUCUCGCCAGGGAUUCUCUUCAGAUCUCGAUCUUCUCUUCUUUUUACCCGUCCUUGAUCUGCCUCGCGGAUAGCAGAUCCAAUUGCUCGUCUCUGAUUUCCCCCGCAGCCAUGCUGCGGCUGCCUGCCCGGUCACUCCGCGGGCGUUAUCAGACCGUGGGAUCCGCUGGAGCGACACCAUUCUCUGCUGCUUGUCCCCUUCGUCUGCGCUCAUCAUGUGCUAUUUCCGCUGAAAGCAGCGUCCGCCAUUUCUCUGCCACGGCCGUCUCUCACCCGACAUUCUCCCAUUUCCACCGUUCCGAUUUCAGCGGUCAGGGGUAUACAGGCACUUAUGAGGCUGGGUUGCCUACAGAUGGCCCUCUUGGAUCCUCUCCCGCCUUCGGGGCCCCGCGGCUGACGCCCAAAGCCCUGAAGCAGUAUCUGGACCAGUUUGUCGUUGGCCAGGAUCGGGCAAAGAAGGUGCUCUCAGUUGCCGUAUACAACCACUACCAGCGGGUGCAGGAGCUCCAGCGGCGGGAAGAGGAGGAAGCGGAACUGGAAGCUCAGCGACAACGGAGGGAGGCGAUGGAAAGCCAUCCAGUGGAAGAUGAAUUCCCUGGCCAACAACGGACCGUCCAUGUAUCGGAACGACAGGAACCGACCCCACCAAAGCUGGACGCCGCCCCAAUCGUUGAUACAUCUCCGUUGCAAUUGGAAAAGUCCAACAUUCUCUUACUGGGACCGUCGGGAGUGGGAAAGACGCUGAUGGCAAAGACGCUGGCACGAGUACUCUCCGUACCUUUCAGCAUGUCGGACUGCACUCCCUUUACGCAGGCGGGAUACAUCGGAGAAGAUGCAGAGGUCUGUGUGCACCGUCUUCUUGCGGCUGCCAACUACGAUGUCGAAGCAGCGGAGCGAGGUAUAAUCUGUUUGGAUGAGGUAGACAAGAUCGCGACCGCCAAAGUCAGCCACGGGAAAGAUGUCAGUGGUGAGGGCGUACAGCAGGCGCUCUUGAAGAUCAUUGAGGGCACUACAAUCCAGGUCCAUGCCAAACCAGAGAAGAGUGCUCCUCGUUCUGGAGGGCCAACAAGCCAUCAUCAGUACCCUUCGAGCAAUCCACUGGGCAAUUCCUAUCAGGGUUCCGGUGCCGCAGCUCCCUCCCCCAAAGGGGAAGUCUACAACGUCCGAACCGACAACAUCCUUUUCAUCCUCUCUGGCGCGUUUGUUGGGUUGAAUAAGAUGGUGAUGGAUCGAAUAUCUCGCGGUUCGAUCGGAUUUGGACAGCCCGUGCGCGCUUCUGCCAGCUCCAGCGAUGGACGAGGUACAUCCGUCUCCCCGAACAGCCAGCCCAUCCGGAUCCUCCCGGGUUCAGAGGAGGAAGCAUUGUACAAAAAGCAUCUUCCAUUCUUCACCUCCGCAACGCCUUCCUCGUCUGAUGAAGAACCUGUUUACUUCAAUCCGUUGGAUCUCCUCACCCCCAAUGAUCUCCAGACCUACGGCUUCAUUCCCGAGCUAGUUGGCCGUGUCCCCGUCACCACCGCCCUCUCUCCGCUAACGCAUCCUUUGCUCCUACGGAUACUCACUGAGCCUCGCAACUCGCUUCUGGCCCAGUACACCACCCUCUUCUCGCUGUCGGGAAUUGAACUCCGCUUCACGACCCCUGCUCUGCAUAAAGUGGCUACCAACGCGUUGGCCAUGGGAACCGGCGCGCGUGCUCUCCGUACAGAGAUGGAAACCAUCCUUAGCGAUGCCAUGUACGAAGCGCCAGGCUCUAGCGUGAAAUUCGUUCUCGUCACCGAGGCUGUCGCUGAGCGCAAGGAGAAGCCAGUCUAUCUAGCUCGCGGCCAGGGCGGUCGUUUCCACGCCAUGAUUGCAGCCGAGGAGAGCGCAUGGGAAGAGAAGAUGCGUCGGGAGAAACAGGAGAAGAACAAGAAUGCAAAGAAUUCAAAUUCACAAUCGGCAUCCAGCUUCGAGGAGUACCGUAACCGUGCUUCGAGCGCUGCAGGCGGGCAAUAA